This is a messenger RNA of Vitis riparia (riverbank grape), 1646 nucleotides long. RefSeq names its product protein NCA1. Gene Ontology annotation, biological process: protein ubiquitination. The record is from RefSeq and is a predicted model, not a curated record. Gene Ontology annotation, molecular function: ubiquitin protein ligase activity; protein binding. Bases 151 to 1260 code for a protein of 369 amino acids. Lineage: Eukaryota; Viridiplantae; Streptophyta; Magnoliopsida; Vitales; Vitaceae. The transcript has 9 exons.
AAAUCUUAACCCUUUUUUAGGGAAAGUGCUGAGGUGUCCUUCGCCGGUGGAGGGUGUGUCCGCUGAAGGUUCUGAUUUCGCUUUUGAUUUCGGGGACGUUGCCCCCCCUCUCAUUCGUCUGUGGAAGCUCAAGCACUAUUGUUGAUCAAGAUGACACCUGUCUGCCCUUUUGUCAAAGCUGCUCGUCCUGAUGAUGCCACUUCAAGGAAACCUAAUGAAUGCCCACAUAAGCACCAGUUGGAGCUUGAAGGCAAGGGCAAAAAGGAUUCUGGUGAUUCUGCCAGCACGAAAAAGGAUUCUGUUGAUGCUGCCAGCAUUUCACCGAAGUGUCCCUUUGGAUAUGAUUCUCAAACUUUUAAGCUGGGUCCUCUCAGCUGUAUGAUAUGCCAAGCGCUUCUCUUUGAAAGCAGCAAAUGUGUGCCUUGUUCCCAUGUAUAUUGCAAGGCAUGUAUAUCACGUUAUAAAGAUUGCCCAUUAUGUGGAGCUGACAUUGAGAAGAUUGAAGCUGAUAUGAAUCUUCAGAAUACAGUUGAUCGCUUUAUUGAAGGUCAUGGUAGAAUAAAGAGGCCUCAUGUUAAUACAGACUCAGAGGAAGUAGUGGGUGAUGAUAAAACAGUGAUAUAUGAGGAUGUGUCUUUGGAGAGAGGUGCAUUCUUGGUGCAACACGCGAUGAGGGCAUUUCGUGCUAAUAAUGUUGAAAGUGCAAAAUCAAGGCUUAGUAUAUGUGCAGAAGAUAUCCGUGGUCAGUUGGAAAAACUGGGCAACACAUCUGAAUUGUGUUCACAACUAGGAGCAGUUCUAGGUAUGCUUGGGGACUGCUGUCGAGCAACAGGAGAUGCUGAUUCAGCAGUCACAUAUUUUGAAGAGAGUGUUGAUUUCCUCAGAAAAUUGCCAGCAGAUGAUCUGGAGAUCACACAUACCCUUUCUGUCUCACUCAAUAAAAUUGGAGAUCUCAAAUAUUAUGAUGGGGACCUUGAAGCUGCAAGAUCUUACUAUUCCCAAUCUUUGGAUGUUCGUCGCAAUGCAAUUAAGGAUCGUUCAAAUGUUCCAUCACAGAUUCUAGAUGUGGCAGUUUCCCUUGCAAAAGUUGCUGAUGUGAACAGGAAUGUUGGAAAUGAGGAUGUGGCCAUUAAUGGAUUUGAAGAAGCCAUAAAAUUGUUGGAAUCUUUGACAUUAAGUUCUGAAGAAGCUGGUCUUGAGCAACGGCGCCUUUCAGUGAUGGAGUUCCUGAACAACCAGAUAGCAGAAAAGACAACCUGAUUCAGCUCUCUGAGGUCAGGGUGGUUGUCAAACUUGCAGGUAGGGGUGGAGCAUGAACGAACACUAGUUUUCUUGUUUAAUUCUGGGAAAUUAGCUCCUUUGGCUGGGUGGGCAUUGAUCAAUGUCCCUGCACACAACAUAUAUAUAUUCAUAUACAUUUCCGGAGCUUCAGGAUCUAAUUCAAAUGUAGUGUUAUUUCCUCAGUUUCUUAAGACCCUCUUCAAACAGCUGACGGCAAUAUAACAACCAAUGUAAAUUGUUGUGUUUUUUUUUCUUUGCUUGCUAAUAAGAUGGAUUAUUUGCUGAAAUAAACGAUGUGAUGUUGUAAUGCAUUUGAUUCUGUGUAUGAAUAUAUAUGCCUAUCAAAAUUCAUGUCUAGUUGUAAA